AUGAACAUUGAUUCAUCAAGGCUAUUGACGCUCUUCGUGUGUUUAGGGUUGGCAAUAUGCGUUGAGUCUCUAUCUGCGACGUGUCAACAGCUAUCCGCAUCGACGAAGAUCCAACAAUACCAGGGGAUUGAGAUAGAGUACACCCAGGAACAACAAAACUAUUGGUCGACUGCUUGCAGCAACCUGAAGCCAGACUGUAUCCUGGUUCCAACGAGUGCUACAGAGGUUUCAGCUAUUGUCAAGGCCCUGCUUAAUAACAAAGAACAGUUUGCUGUUAAGUCGGGAGGACAUAACCCGAACAAUUACUUUGCAAGCGUGCAAGGUGGCCCUUUGAUCUCUACAAAAGGGCUAAAGGAAGUCGUGUACUACAAGGAGAAUAACACGGUCAGCGUCGGUCCCGGAAACAAAUGGGAAGAGGUUCACGAAGCUCUCGAGGGAACUGGAGUGACUGUCGUUGGGGGCCGCAUCGGGAAUGUCGGCGUGGGUGGCUAUCUUCUAGGAGGGGGGCUCAGUUUUCUCAGCACUCAAUACGGCUGGGCAUCGAACAACAUAGUGUCAGCGGAGAUGGUACUUGCGAAUGGAUCGAUAGUCACCGCUUCCAAUACUUCCAAUCCGGACCUUCUUGCUGCCAUAAAAGGAGGUGGCAAUGCGUACGGAAUCGUAACAAGGUAUAACUUGCAAGCGCAUGCAAUAGGACAGAUAUGGGGCGGAAACUUGGUAUUUGGCGGCGACAAAACAGAUGAGAUACUCGCGGCGAUUCGAAACUUUACUGAGAAUUAUCAUGAUCCAAAGGCAGCCAUCAUCGCAACUUCAGAGUUGACUGUAUUGAACAGCGUCAACAUCUGGAUCUUCUUUCUGUUCUACGACGGACCACAGCCUCCAUCUGGAGUAUUUGACGAAUUCUUGGAUAUCCAAUCGUCGCUCAACACUUGUAAGACGAGGUCCUACACCGACUUGCUCAAAGCGAACAACGUCUUCGUCUUGAAAGGUAGUGUUUACACUAUCGCUACGGAGACGACACCUCUUCCGCCAGCUGCAGCAGGCGCAAAGGUGAUGCGAUCUUACUAUGACCAUUGGUACAACACGUCAGCUGUAAAGUCAGGAGUAGCUGGGAUCAUUGCCUCGAUGGCUUUUCAGCCCAUACCGAAGUCACUAGCCCGGAUCAGCCGAGAGAGAGGUGGCGAUCUGCUGGAUCUUGAUGAUGGGUUCGACAGAAUCAUCUUCGAGUUUGAUUACUCCUACUUGUUUCAACUGGAUGACGCUGCAGUUGAUGAUACCAUGGUCAAACUGUAUACUGGUAUGAAGUCUCGUGUUGAUGGAUUUGUCCAAGACGGCACUCUUCCAGACGCCUACAGGCCCCUGUUCAUGAACGAUGGAUACUUUCGACAAGACUACUGGGGAAGAUUGAAGCCAGAGAAGAGAGAGUUGGCGGAAAGAGUGCGGGCUUCGGUUGAUCCAGAGGACCUGUUCCAUAACAGGACCGGAGGAUUCAAACUCUAA
Molecule: messenger RNA, 1500 nt
Organism: Colletotrichum paranaense
Lineage: Eukaryota; Fungi; Ascomycota; Sordariomycetes; Glomerellales; Glomerellaceae
Product: FAD binding domain-containing protein
Exons: 4
Coding region: 1-1500 (499 amino acids)
Molecular function (GO): FAD binding
Source: RefSeq, a predicted model, not a curated record